GCUGAUUAAAUACAAUUAUGAUAGUAGCGAUAAGCAGUUAGGUCUGAAGGGCCGUUCAGUGGGAUUAAGUCUGAUUCUUUGGCAUGUGAGGAUUUAAUGUGUCUGAUUUCCUGCCAGCCCAUCUAUGGUCGUGAUUAGUUCUUCAUUCAGCUGUAAUGUUGAAGCAUGGCCACUGGGUAGCAGUGCUGCCCUGCUUCCCAGACAUUUGAGGCUGAGGUACUUAGAGGUCAUCUUUAUAGUGGAUUCAUUUGUAAAUGUACUUUGAUACAUAUGAUAAUAAAAAAGUACAGGCAUAUGUUAAUUAAUUUCCAAAAUAAAACUAAUUAAUGGCAAUAUUUUUAGAAGCAGGUGACUCUGUAUGUGAUGGAGAAAAAUAUGCCACAUUUUGAACAUAUACAUAUACAUUUCUACUUUUCUAUAUAUUGAUUAGUAGAUUUUUUGGUAACUAUAAUUUUCUUCUGAAGUAGGCCAUGGAGAUGAGAUCACUUCCGGCUGCCAUCUUUGUUAUUUGCAUUCUAAAUUAAGUGGAGAGAUUGCCUUAGUAAAAUAUUGUUUUUAUUGUUGGGAAAUGGGAUAUGCCCUUGUUCGAAAGACAGAGAAUCUGGGAAAUGUAGCUUUUGAAAAAUUACCAAAAGCAUUGAGUGUUUUAAUAUAACUUGCGUGGUUUGGCUUAUAGUUACCAACGCUAUGCGACUCAUGGACUCUUUAGGCUAACGUCAGUUAAUGCUAGCUAACGUAGCUACGUGGGAUCAUGCUGGCUAACGUCAACUACGAUCUACUAACUACACGAGACUUUACGCAUUGAUUGCAAUUGAUAGCUAGUUUAUCUACAUCAACAAGCUGGAUUGAUUUUUCUUCCGUACAUUUAUGGUUAGGUGUCAUUGUUACUGCCCUUCGCUUGAUAUUUAACAUUGAGUUGUGUUAAAGCCUAUUGCUGUUUGACACUCAGUGCUGUUAAUUUGUUGUGAAGUAGAAAACAAAUCAAAAAGAAAAAUCGUUGUUUAACAUUAUUUAUUUAUCUUGCUGAUACCGACUGGCAAGUGGUUUCUGUGAGAUGUUUCAUGGAUGUGGUAACGACCGAGUAACGGAUUACUCUAACGGAGUACGGGUGCAUCUGUCGCUGCUCGGGCGGGGUAGCUGCAGUGGGCAGUUCUGUGUUAUACUCGUUCCGGGGUUGGAAGCACUGAGCUCCGUACGCUUUCUGUCCGUGAGACACACACGAGUGAUGCACGAACAGCCAACACCAUCCUUCACAAAUCCCGAAAGGAGUUGACUUGAUCGGCAUAUGUUCUCCAGGUCAUCGCCUGGAGCAAACAGUAGAGCUGCUCUGCCUACCUACAGAUAUCAGGUCAAACCGAUAACAAUGCAUGGCCAGUAAGCGGCCAGUCAUGGCUCAUAGGAAGAGGCCGGGGACCAGCGGAGUGAACGGAAUGGCUGCCCCAGGCCCCGCCUCCUGCCCCACUCCUCGUCCUACGGAGUCAUGUGAUCUUAAAGCCAUCCCCCCUCGCCAACGCCCGGUCCGCUACCCCAAAGAGCCUCGUGAUCAGAAACCUCUCCCCCGUUCCUGUAAGGCACAAUACGCUUCUCCCAAAUCUCAAGACAUUGGUCACACCCAUCUAGAAGUGAAUGAGAACGCAGAGGUGGAAGUGAAGCUGUACAGCAAUCCAGCAGAUGCAGAACCAGAGAACCAGCGGCCAGCAACACCCACUACGCCAGAGCAUGAGCGUGUACCAGAUGAUCAUGUGCGGGCGGACUUCCAUGGUGGAGCUGACAGCCUGGAUGAUGACUCCAGCUCUGACUAUAUCAACAACACCUCAGAUGAAGAGGAAGACUACAAUGAUGGGCUGGCAGAGGAAGAUGAAGGUGUGACUUACUACAUCCGCUACUGCCCGGAGGACGACAGCUACCUGGAGGGUAUGAAUUGCAACAACCAGGGGGAGUGUAACCACAACCACAGCCAGAGCCAGGGGGACGGUGUCACUCCCAUGCAGGAAGGGGAAGUCCACACUGAAGAGCAUCAGGAGGCUGUGGAAGGGUGGGUCGAGGAGGGAGAGGGGCCAGCGGAAGUGAGAGCAGUAGAAUGGGUGGAAGAUGAGGAGGGAGAGGGGGCAGCAAGGGAGGAGUGGAGAGAGGGAGACGAGGAGGCGAGGGAGGAGUGGAGAGAGGGAGAUGAGGAGGCCAGGGAGGAGUGGAUAGAGGAGGGCCAGGUCAGGCAGGAGGCUUGGGCGGGUCCAGAGAGGCACCUGGGGGAGGAGUGGGUUGAGGGAGAUGGGGAGGUUCGCUGCGAGGUGGUGGAGCAAGAUCCAGAUGAGCAGAUCUACAAUGGAAGACCAGAACCCAUUCUGGACCAUCACCAUAAUAACCAUCACCACCACCAGCCCCCCCUAACAGACACCCUGCAUGACAGAGAGGAAGAGGAGGAGGCAGAGAGUGAGGAGUACUGCCCUAAUCAGGAAGAAGAUGAGGAGGGGGACGAGGAGGACAGACAUGGCAGGGCCUACACUGGAGACUACUAUGCCCAAGAGGACAAUGGGAACUCGGUGCGAGCCUCUCCGUACCGUAGCCGUAAGGUUCUGGUGGUGGAGGGGGAGACGGGGGAGGAGGCGGAGGAGGACAUUGACCAAAUAGUUGCCGAGAUCAAGAUGAGUAUGAGCAUGGGGAGUCUGAGCAGCGGCACGGACCAAAGCCCGGAGGAGCUGGCGCAGGACCCCGCACCGAGCGACUACCCUCUCCCCAAGCCUGACGCUACCCCCUACCCACCAGCUCCCCAUCGCCAUGACAGCAGACCCAAGUCCCUGAACCUGCCCUCCAUGCACCACAACACCCCCGACCUCCAGAGGGGCAUCAAGGCACACACACGCUCCACUGAAGACAGGCAGAGAUGGCAAGCAGAGCAGGUGAGCAAUGGUGCGGAGCAGCCCAGGAAACAGCAGCGCUCCGACCUCAAUGUUCCCCUGGAGAACAACAAUGUACCAGAGCCAACAAAGAAGGUUGCCUCGUUCCCCAGCUUUGUCGAUGUCCCAGGACCCUGUGAACCAGAAGACCUGAUUGAUGGAAUUAUCUUUGCUGCUAACUACCUGGGCUCCACCCAGCUGCUGUCUGAGAGGAACCCGUCCAAGAACAUACGCAUGAUGCAGGCCCAGGAAGCUGUCAGCAGGGUCAAGAGGGUACAGAAGGCUGCAAAAAUCAAGAAAAAGGCGAGUGCAGACGGAGAUGCUCAAACCCUCACCGAGGUUGAUCUGUUCAUCUCCACCCAGAGGAUCAAAGUGCUCAACGCAGACUCACAGGAAACGAUGAUGGACAACGCGCUCCGAACUAUAUCCUACAUUGCCGAUAUUGGGAACAUCGUGGUCCUGAUGGCGAGGCGCCGCAUGCCACGCACAGCCUCCCAGGACUGCAUCGAAAGCACACCCGGGGCACCAGAGGCAAAGAAGCAGUACAAGAUGAUUUGCCAUGUCUUUGAGUCUGAAGAUGCCCAGCUCAUCGCUCAGUCCAUCGGCCAGGCGUUCAGCGUCGCUUACCAGGAGUUCCUGAGAGCAAAUGGCAUCAACCCCGAGGACCUCAGUCAGAAGGAGUACAGCGACAUCAUCAACACACAGGAGAUGUACAACGACGACCUCAUCCACUUCUCCAACUCUGAAAACUGCAAAGAGCUGCUGCUUGAGAAGAGCAAAGGGGAGAUCCUGGGUGUGGUGAUAGUGGAGUCCGGCUGGGGAUCCAUCCUGCCCACUGUUAUUUUGGCCAACAUGAUGAACGGCGGGCCAGCAGCGCGCUCCGGCAAGCUGAGCAUCGGAGACCAGAUCAUGUCCAUCAACAACACCAGCCUAGUGGGGCUGCCCCUCGCCACCUGUCAGGGAAUCAUUAAGGGCUUGAAGAACCAGGUGCAGGUGAAGAUGAAUAUCGUCAGUUGCCCUCCUGUUACCACCGUCCUCAUCAAGAGGCCGGAUCUGAAGUAUCAGCUGGGCUUCAGCGUGCAGAACGGCAUUAUCUGCAGUCUGAUGCGAGGUGGCAUUGCUGAGCGGGGAGGGGUCCGUGUGGGUCACAGGAUCAUAGAGAUCAACGGGCAGAGUGUGGUGGCCACUGCACACGAGAAGAUUGUCCAGGCCCUCUCCAACUCUGUCGGCGAGAUUCACAUGAAGACCAUGCCGGCGGCCAUGUUCAGACUCCUCACAGGACAGGAGACACCAAUGUACAUAUAGACGAUGUCCAGGGACUGUCCCACAAGGUUAAGGGAAAAACCAAGCUGACCAGUGAGCGGGGGAGGAGGCUUCUCCCUGACAAUUCAUUCAUCUCCUUUUUUCUUUGAGCUGAUGACUUCAGUUCUUCAUCAUCCCUCCUCCUGUCUGUGCUUAACAUCAAAUGCCCAUUUUAUUGAUAUGAGAUGCUUUUUCAUCCGACCAGCUGAAGAGUGUGUGUGUGUACGUGUGUGUGUGUGUUAUUUAUUUGUCCUGUCUUUGCUUUUCCGUGUAACUUCAGUGAGAUCGUGCGGGCGGACUUAUCGAGCGAAUGCGUCACAAUUUAUUUUUCUAUAUUCAUGUAAUGCAAUAUGAUACUUCUGCUAUACUUCUUGUAUAGUUUCAUUUUCUUCUCUGUUUAUUUAUUUAUCAUGUAAAUACAUAUUUUGCUAAUAUUGCAAGGGGAGGUGUCGGAGGAUUGUAAAUAUUAAUUGAAUCUGGCUGUUGAAUAAAAAUGGACCGAGAUGAUGGCACAAUGAAAUGCCGGAUAUCAAAGAAGUCGCCAGAGAAAAGGGGAAUGUGUUUUGAAAUGUCGGGUUUAAAUAUGCUACGUUGAUGUACAUGUGAAUCAAACCAAUGCUCGCAGCAGGGGUUUAUGGGAGAAAUGCCAUAUCCUUUUGAUUUUCUUCAUUUUACGGCAAUACACGAGUUCAACCUCUGAAGACUUUUCUAAAAUCUCAUGUACAAACACUCACACACAUUUAAAUAACACACAACCAAGUAAAACUAUUAACAUGCAUCAAGUGUGCUUUUGAUAUCAAAGUCACAUGUAUGAAAAAUGAGGUUUAUUUUGUGUGCUACUGUACGUUCAUCUUUAGUGUUCCUGACUGACACUCAUGCAUACUGAGUGGAUUGUGAAUGUAACUGUGCUGUGUGAGCUGUCCCAUUGCCAUAAGCAGUAUUAGAAUGUGUGUACAUAAAGAGAAACUUGUCUAGUAUUGUGCUCAUUUAAAAAAAAAGAAAACACACACAGGUUUAGUCACGGCAAAGCUUUCCCCACCUGUAUGUUGACUUUCUGUCCUGAGAGAGAGAGAGAACUCUGAAUCACACACUGUGACGGAAAUGAGCCUUACCGCUGGGUAAAGGUUUACAAUGCAUUGUAGUAAAUUUGAACCAUAUGAACAUUAUCUGUGUGCAUGCCUCGUAGUAGUAGUUUCAUGUCAUUGUGGCAAGAUAAUAAAAUCUGAGUUAAACCUGGCUGGUUUUGUUGGACU
Messenger RNA from Eleginops maclovinus (Patagonian blennie), 5449 nucleotides. RefSeq names its product amyloid beta (A4) precursor protein-binding, family A, member 2b (gene apba2b). Gene Ontology annotation, cellular component: cytoplasm; plasma membrane; dendritic spine. Lineage: Eukaryota; Metazoa; Chordata; Actinopteri; Perciformes; Eleginopidae. Gene Ontology annotation, biological process: chemical synaptic transmission. Gene Ontology annotation, molecular function: protein binding; amyloid-beta binding. The record is from RefSeq and is a predicted model, not a curated record.